AACGAAUCUGCUAUCAUGAAGUGGCUGCAUUACAUUGCAGGAAGCUCUGUCUGUCUACGUGCCUCUCACCUCGUACAAACAUCCCAUCCAGCCUACACCAGCCGGGCUUCCGUGAUACUGCGCUUUAGAGACUUCAAGGACUUCUCAGCAGCAGGUACUUGGACUCUUUGAAAAAUGGUAGGAUUUUUCCAGAUGUUGAGGAAGAAAAAGGAGCUGAUCCCUCUCAUAGGGUUCAUGGCUUUUGCAGCAACAGGAGCCACUUCUGCAUCCAUCUACUUUCUGCUUACUAAAAAUGAUGUAAUUUUGAAUAAGACCCAUAACCCUGAACCAUGGGAAAGAGUGGACCCAUCAAAGCCACAAAAGCUUAUCACCAUCAACCAGAAGUGGAGACCUGUGGAGGAGCUGGAGAUGGUGAGGCGUCUCACCAAGUAAAAAAUACAAAGAACGACGGCGGACGUCUCCUAUAAUCCACAGUCUGACUACCUGCCUACCCACCCCCCCAUCAGUCUAACAGAAUCAUUUCUGCACAAACUAGGACACUUUGACACUCAGUGUGCGGAAAUGCUUCUGCUCAACUGGUGGGGUUUCACCCUGCUCUGUAGUGGCCCAUCUCAAGGACUCACAUCGGUAGAACAGAAAGUGUUUGUUAACUGCGCAUUACUGUGAUAUUACUGCCCGUGAAGUGAAAUGCAGUGUAUAAACAUUAUAUUACUCUGGGUUCUCUGAUUACAACUGGAGAGCUACAAGUGUAUUGAAUUAGUGGGAGUGGUCCAUUUGUGAGGGAGGCUGGUAGUCAUAGCAACCCGGACGUUCUUGCACUAGAUGUGAAUGUUCAGUGUCUGUAUGUGAAAGACACAAAAUCUAAACUCAGUAAGUAAUGUACUGUACAGCGUGAAUAAAUAAUUCUUAUAUGUUCA
Molecule: messenger RNA, 917 nt
Organism: Mugil cephalus (flathead mullet)
Lineage: Eukaryota; Metazoa; Chordata; Actinopteri; Mugiliformes; Mugilidae
Gene: coxfa4l3
Product: chromosome 3 C15orf48 homolog
Exons: 5
Coding region: 175-432 (85 amino acids)
Source: RefSeq, a predicted model, not a curated record